This is a messenger RNA of Pyrgilauda ruficollis (rufous-necked snowfinch), 971 nucleotides long. RefSeq lists its product as uncharacterized. The record is from RefSeq and is a predicted model, not a curated record. The transcript has 2 exons. The coding region runs from base 1 to 804 and encodes 267 amino acids. NCBI's taxonomy places the organism in Eukaryota, Metazoa, Chordata, Aves, Passeriformes, Passeridae.
AUGGUGUCAGCCCCGCCGGGAGGUGGCCGGAGCGCGGCCCUGGCACGGAGCGGGGCCUGGCACGCAGCGCUCUCCGCAACCGUGCCGGGACGGAGCAGUCCGAGCACGGAGCGGGGCCUGGGCACGCAGCGCUCUCCGCAGCCGUGCCGGGACGGAGCAGUCCGAGCACGGAGCGGGGCCUGGGCACGCAGCGCUCUCCGAGCCCUGCCGGGGACGGGACAGAGCAGGCACGGAGCGGGGCCUGGGCACGCAGCGCUCUCCGCAGCCGUGCCGGGAAUGGUGUCAGCCCCGCCGGGAGGUGGCCGGAGCGCGGCCCUGGCACGGAGCGGGGCCUGGGCACGGAGCGGGGCUUGGCACGCAGAGCUCUCCGCAGCCGUGCCGGGACGGAGCAGUCCGAGCACGGAGCGCGGCCUGGGCACGGAGCGCUCUCCGCAGCCGUGCCGGGACGGAGCAGUCCGAGCACGGAGCGGGGCCUGGCGCGGAGCGCUCUCCGCAGCCCUGCCGGGUGCAGGACGGAGCAGUCCGAGCACGGAGCGGGGCCUGGCGCGGAGCGCUCCCCGCAGCCGUGCCGUGUGCGGCACGGAGCGGUCCGGGCACGCUGCAGGCCCUGCUGCCGCCGCCCUCCGCCGAGUUCUCUGCCGCCGCCACGGCCGGGCCCCGCGCUCCUUACAAGGGCUCUCAGUCCGUGCUUGCAAGCGGCAGUGUCCCUCUGAGAGAGGGCAGAGCAGAAGAAAUGUCAUGCCUGUGUGGCGGCGCGGAGGAGGGCUUCUCUCCUGCACAAGAAAAGAGGACGAGCAGCGGUGAGACCUGAGAACGCCUCGCUCCCGGGGAUGGCGGGGACACAGCAGGCAGCUGGCAAGGAGGAUCAGAUACUCCGUCCUGCAUUCACCUCUGCAGCUCCCAGUCACUCAUCUCCUCAUAGCUGCAGUAGUGUGUCAUAUACAUUUGGGAUCUUUUUUGACUGACUUGAA